AUGUCAUUGUACGAAUAUAAACAUCCAAUCAUCAACAAAGAACUGGCAACUGGACCAGAUGUCAAUUCGCGCAGACAAUUUGCCACGUUAGAGACGUGGUACGAUGUGGUUAACGAUUACGAAUUUCAAGCCCGGUGUCCUAUUAUCUUGAAAAACUCGCAUCGCAACAAACACUUCACGUUUGCUUGCCAUUUGAAAUCGUGUCCCUUCAAAGUGCUGUUGAGCUAUUCGGGCCAGAACAAAGACGGCCCGUUCGAGUCUCCCAGGGACGAAGACGACGAGGACGACGAAGAAAGCGGUGCUAACAACGUGGACGGCGGUGCGCACCGCGACGACGUCAGCGCUGCUAUCGCAGCGGCCGUCGCAGCGGUCACAGACACCAAACCGGGUCGUGGAAAUGGUCAUCAUCACAGCCAUCACCAAGACCACGACGACGAAGAUGCCGUCACGGACGUUUCAGGUCUCGACGCUCAUCAACUGGGGUCCGUACGUGGCCCUUUCACCGUGACUAAGAUUGAUCCUUACCAUAACCAUCCAUUAGAAUCCAAUUUGUCAUUGUCCAAAUUCGUACUCACAAAAGUGCCUCGGAUUUUACAAAACGAUCUCAAAUUCGAUUCUAUCCUGGAAUCCUUGUGUAAUGAUGACGAUAAUACCGUGGCCAAGUUCCGGGUAUCUCAAUACGUGGAAGAAAGUGGAAUUCUUGACAUUUUGAAAGAACGUUACGGUCUUUCAGACCAUGAUUUGGACAAGAAAUUGCUUUCCCACAUUGCACGUCGUAUUACCACUUACAAAGCCCGUUUUGUGCUGAAGAAAAAGAAAAACGGUACUUAUGGAGUCCCCGCCAGCGCCAUGAGCGCUGCCGCUGCUGCCGCUGCCGCUAUUAACGCAAAUGGGUCUGGAUCCGGGUCUCAAACGCCUCAACAACACGACCAGCAACGUAACCUUAACCAUCAUCAUCACCACCAUCACCAACAACAACAACAACACCAACAGCACCAACAACAACAACAACAGCUGCCACACCAGCAACACUUGGGAUCCCCCGAGGUUGACAAGAAACGGUCAUAUGCCACCCAUGGUUCCGUACCAGACCAUGAAGAUGAUCUAGAAUCUCGUAAACGGUCCCGUUCUAACAAGCUGUCUACGGCGGUGAAAAUGGGGACCCGUUCGUCUUUGGUUAACGAUCCUGGUCUUGCUCAAUUGGAAGAUGUUAACGAUUCUGAGGAUAACAAAUUGCCUCAAGAUGUGGCCGAACAAUUGCGUCUGUUGAGUUCACACUUGAAAGAAGUGGAACAACAACAACAACAGCAACACCACGAAAACCAACAUCAUCAACACCAUCAUCCAGAGCUACGUGAUGAAAACGAUGAAAACAUCCAACCUGAGUUGAGAGGUCAGUAA
Molecule: messenger RNA, 1401 nt
Organism: Lachancea lanzarotensis
Lineage: Eukaryota; Fungi; Ascomycota; Saccharomycetes; Saccharomycetales; Saccharomycetaceae
Gene: ABF1
Product: LALA0S02e03114g1_1
Exons: 1
Coding region: 1-1401 (466 amino acids)
Biological process (GO): chromatin remodeling
Cellular component (GO): nucleus
Molecular function (GO): DNA binding
Source: RefSeq, a predicted model, not a curated record